AUGUCAAUAGCCCUUUGCAUCCCCAAGGUGUGCACUGUUAAUGAUACAGCUGAUGUUGCAAUUCCCUCUUUCAUAGAUUACGAUCUAAACUUCUGCCGACUACCUAAUGACAAACCGUUUGUUGCUGCUGAUUACACUGCUUUUGUCAUAUUCUCCAUUAUCGGAUUGCUUGCCGUGAUCAGCACUUGCUACGAUCUCUAUCAGAGAUUUGGUGUCAAAA
Molecule: messenger RNA, 220 nt
Organism: Arctia plantaginis
Lineage: Eukaryota; Metazoa; Arthropoda; Insecta; Lepidoptera; Erebidae
Source: the annotation of a GenBank genome assembly